Messenger RNA from Gracilinanus agilis (Agile Gracile Mouse Opossum), 2064 nucleotides. RefSeq names its product shootin 1 (gene SHTN1). The transcript is spliced from 17 exons. Lineage: Eukaryota; Metazoa; Chordata; Mammalia; Didelphimorphia; Didelphidae. Bases 52 to 1947 code for a protein of 631 amino acids. The record is from RefSeq and is a predicted model, not a curated record.
CCCCCCUCCUUGCCUCUCCGCCUACCCCCACCCCCACUCCCUGCCGCCAACAUGAACAGCUCGGACGAAGAGAAGCAGCUGCAGCUCAUCACCAGCCUGAAGGAGCAAGCAAUUGGUGAAUAUGAAGAUCUUAAAGCAGAAAACAAGAAAACAAAAGAGAAGUGUGACAAAAUUAAACAAGAACGGGAUGAAGCUGUUAAGAAACUGGAGGAAUUUCAGAAAAUUUCUCACAUGGUUUUAGAGGAAGUAAAUUUUAUGCAGAACCAUCUGGAAAUAGAGAAGACUUGUCGAGAAAGUGCUGAAGCUCUUGCAACAAAGUUAAAUAAAGAAAAUAAGACUUUGAAAAGAAUAAGCAUGCUCUAUAUGGCUAAACUGGGGCCUGAUGUUAUAACUGAAGAGAUAAACAUUGAUGAUGAAGACUCAGCUACAGAAACAGAGGGAACCUCUGGGACUUGUGACUCUGUACAAUGUCAACAGCAAAUAAAAGAUCUUCGAGAUCAAAUUUUAUCUGUGCAGGAAGAAAAGAAGACAUUGGCCAUUGAACUAGAAAACCUGAGGUCCAAGCUUGUUGAAGUCCUUGAGGAAGUAAAUAAAGUUAAACAAGAAAAAGCUGUUUUGAAUUCAGAAGUUCUGGAACAAAGAAAAGUGCUAGAAAAAUGCAACAGAGUGUCCAUACUAGCAGUAGAAGAAUAUGAAGAAAUGCAGGUGAACCUUGAAUUGGAAAAGGAUCUUCGGAAGAAAGCAGAGACGUUUGCACAAGAGAUGUUCAUUGAACAAAACAAGCUUAAGAGACAAAGCCACCUUCUGCUGCAGAGCUCGGCCCCUGACCAGCAGCUUUUGAAAGCUUUAGAGGAAAAUGCAAAACUCACCCAGAUCUUAGAAGAAGAGAGAAUUCAACAUCAACAAAAGGUUAAAGAAUUGGAAGAACAGCUAGAUAAUGAAACACUCCAUAAGGAGAUCCAUAAUCUUAAGCAGCAACUGGAGCUUCUGGAAGAAGAUAAGAAGGAAUUGGAGCUAAAAUGUCAGAAUUCUGAGGAGAGAGCUAAAAAUCUAAAGCAUUCAGUUGAUGAACUCCAGAAACGAGUACACCAGUCAGAAAAUUCAGUGCCACCUCCACCACCUCCUCCUCCACCACUUCCCCCUCCACCUCCUAAUCCAAUUCGGUCUCUCAUGUCCAUGAUACGAAAGAGAUCCCACCCAAGCAGCAGUGGGGCCAAGAAAGAAAAAGCAGUUCAGCCAGAAACUGUGGAAGAAGUCACAGAUCUGAAGAGACAAGCAGUUGAAGAAAUGAUGGAUAGGAUUAAGAAGGGAGUUCAUCUUAGACCAGUUAAUCAGGCAACCAGGCCAAAGGCCAAGCCAGAAUCUUCAAAAGGCUCUGAAAGUGCAGUGAAUGAACUAAAAGGAAUACUGGAGACACUUAACACAUCUGCUAGUUCAAGAAACUUAAAAUCUCUUGAUACUGAAAACAGUGAAACUGAGUUAGAAAGAAUUUUACGGCGCAGAAAGGUGACAACAGAGCCAGAUAGCAGUAGUCCAACGGGGAUAUUAGCCACUUCAGAGUCCAAAUCCAUGCCAGUGUUGGGUUCUGUAUCCAGUGUAACAAAAACUGCAUUGAACAAGAAAACUCUGGAGGCAGAAUUCAACAGCCCGGCCCCCAAAACACCUGAGCCAGGUGGAGGGCCUCCUAAACUGGAAGGAAGCACAAGUUCCAAGGUUACAUUUCAACCACCCAGUAACAUUGGAGGUGCAAGAAGAGAUAUGGGCAAUGAAAAACAGGCCGGUCCAGUUGUAUUUUUAGAUCCCAUUUCCACAAGCAAACCCCAAACCAAAGACCAGGUGGCUGAAAAUGAGUCAAGUCAACCCAAGGAGGAUGAAGAUGGAAAUAAACAAGAAUGUAAAGAAGACAGAGUUGAGAAAAUUAAAGAGACAGACAGUUCCAACUGCUAAUUUAUGAGCCAAAAGGCUGCCAUUUUUGGAAGUCCUUUUCAAUAAGCACAUAAUGAAAUUGGGUGUAUUGUCAAGGGCAAUGAAUUCUGUACUUAUAAAUGUAUUCAAGAAUUUAGA